Molecule: messenger RNA, 2373 nt
Organism: Plectropomus leopardus (leopard coralgrouper)
Lineage: Eukaryota; Metazoa; Chordata; Actinopteri; Perciformes; Serranidae
Source: RefSeq, a predicted model, not a curated record
AUGGGGGCGGACUGUGCUGACUUUGAGAAAUGCUGCACCAACGUGUGUGGUCUCAACAGCUGUGUGGCUGCACGUUUCUCUGAUGGCACUUCUGCCCAGCCAGAUGGGCGGGGUGGUGGAGGAGGAGGUGAUGACCCCACCUCCGCAGCUACCUGUGAGGGCUUCAUUUGCAGCCAGCAGGGAGCAACCUGUGACAUCUGGGAUGGACAGCCCAUCUGCAAGUGUCAGGACCGCUGCGAAAAAGAACCCAACUUCACCUGUGCUUCAGAUGGCCUCACCUACUUCAACCGCUGCUACAUGGACGCAGAGGCCUGCAUCCGUGGGGUGACUUUAACCGUGGUCACCUGCCGCUUCUACCUGGCCGGGCCCCACACAAGCCCGCUACCUCAGGACACUACAGCUAACCCAACUCCGACAUCCUCCCAGGAGGACCCCAUGCCCCCCACGCUUUACUCCAACCCCCACCACCAGUCCAUCUACGUCGGAGGCACCGUCAGCUUCCACUGUGACGUUAUUGGAGCCCCCAGACCUGAUGUGACAUGGGAGAAACAGAGUGAACGGCGUGAGCGUCUGGUCAUGAGGCCGGAUCAGAUGUAUGGCAACGUGGUGAUCACCAACAUUGGCCAGCUUGUCAUUUACAACGCACAGGUGUGGGAUACAGGUAUCUACACCUGCAUCGCAAGGAAUUCUGCAGGAGUUCUUCGUGCAGACUACCCGCUGUCUGUAAUCCGCCGGGCUGACGAUGACUUCUCUGAGGAUCCUGAGAUGCCCAUGGGGCGGCCGUUUUCCCCAGCAGACUGCCUGGCUGAAGUCGACCUGAGAGUGUGCAGUGGCGAGCGUCACGUGGACUGGUUUUAUGACAGCAAGCUGGGCUCCUGCAUGGCUUUCAGCAACGGCGGAUGUGAUGACAGCCGCAACCGGUUUGAGACUUAUGAGGAGUGCAAGGCCUCCUGCCAGAGAGAAGGGAUGGGCAUUUGCUCCCUGCCUGCUGUCCAGGGCCCCUGCAAGUCUUGGGAGCCACGAUGGGCCUGGAACUCCCUCCUGAAACAGUGCCAAGCGUUUGCCUAUGGUGGCUGCCAUGGGAAUGCCAACAGCUUCCACACCAAGAAGGAGUGCGAGGCAAACUGCCCACAGCCCAAAAGGAAACCCUGUAAGACGUGUCGGGUGAAGGGGAAAAUGGUGCCUAGCUUAUGCCGGAGUGACUUUGCUAUUGUGGGGCGGCUGACGGAGCUGGUGGAGGAUCUGGACUCAGGGUUAGCCCGCUUUAGCUUGGAGGAGGUCCUGAGAGAUGAAAAGAUGGGAUUGACUUUCUUUAACACCAAGAACCUAGAGGUGACCAUCGCCAAGAUAGACUGGAGCUGUCCCUGUCCCAACAUCACCAUGGAGGAAAACCCAUUGCUGGUGAUGGGUGUUGUGCAGGAUGGCAUGGCCAUCAUCCAAUCAGACAGCUACGUCAGAGCCAUUACUGAACGCAGACUCAAGAAGCUACGUGAUGUUCUGAAUAAAAAGACCUGCGAGGAGAGGAGGAGAACUCUGCAAAUAAUUCAGCUCUAAAAACCCCCAGAACACUGAAAACUGAAUCUGAAUGGGGAGUUUCUGCAUGGCACAUGGGAAAAGUUUCCAUCGGUUGCAAUCUGCAGUCCUCACUGUUAGAUGCCACUAAAUCUUACACAUUGCUCCUUUAAUGACAUUAUAAGGUGUAAUUUUUUAUGUACGAUAUCUAGUAUAUUCAUUAUAAAACAGGUUGCACUACAUUCCAGAGGUGUGAGUCCAGUAAUAGCAAUGCAGUACUUUUUUAAAUAAGUCUAAAUAUAUAUAUAUUUUCUCUUUUGACAUGUUUUCUGUAUGUUUUGUAAAAAUAAGAUAGCAGCCAUACAAGUUGAUCAACAAGCUUGUGAUGCUAGAGAAACAGAUACCUGUAGUAUAUUACCUUUACACUGUGUUUAUCUGUUUUAUUGUAUUGUGUUUAUUUUGUAUUGGGCCCUUAAUGUUAGUCAUUUACAUAGAUGUUUUAUAUAGAUUUCCAUUUAUUGUAAUGUAUCAGUUCAAGAUCUAAUUUACAGCAUAUUCUCUGUUCAGCAUCUCCCUCUGCAAAGCACUUUUGCCAACUUAGUUUCACUGAGUCUCAAUAAAGAAACUGAAAGAGUAGGUGGCUGUAUCAAGGUAAAUAUAGUACAAAGACAACAUAGCUGUGAGCCUUUUUACUCAAGUGUGCAAUACAGAUAGUGGAUCACAGAUUACAGUAUUUCAGUUAUGAUUUAAUGUGUAUUAGAAUUUGGGGAGAGAUUCAUCAACAGUUCUGGGAAAAUUUGGCAAUGUAUCUGAGCUUCAAGUGUAGGUUAAGGCGUUUUGAGCAUCCCACUCUGGUACUGG